Molecule: messenger RNA, 1281 nt
Organism: Sesamum indicum (sesame)
Lineage: Eukaryota; Viridiplantae; Streptophyta; Magnoliopsida; Lamiales; Pedaliaceae
Product: cinnamoyl-CoA reductase-like SNL6
Molecular function (GO): oxidoreductase activity, acting on the CH-OH group of donors, NAD or NADP as acceptor
Source: RefSeq, a predicted model, not a curated record
CCGUCUGUCUCUCUGUGUUCGAAAAUGGCACCGGCGGCUGCUCUAUGGGACCCUUCCUCCUCCUCCAAGACAGUUUGUGUUAUGGAUGCAGGAGGCCGCCUAGGCUCAGCCCUACUCCACCGCCUUUUGCACGCAGGCUACACCGUCCACGCCGCCCUCCACAACCCUGAAGAAUUAGUGCAGUGCUACAAGAGUAGUGAGAAGAAGCAGCUGAAGCUGAGAGUGUUCCAGGCCGACCCACUUGACUAUCACAGCAUAAUGGACGCACUCAAGGGUUGCUCUGCCUUGUUUUACUCCUUCGAGCUCCCAUCCGACCACCCCACCUAUGAUGAAUUGAUGGGUGAACUGGAAGUAAGAGCAGCACAUAAUGUGUUGGAAGCGUGUGCACAGACGGAGACCAUUGACAAGGUGAUCUUUACAUCGUCGGCCACGGCUAUCAUCUGGAGGGAUAGCCAGCCUGAUGCCCUCUCAUCGCCGUCCCAUGUUGAUGAAAGAAACUGGAGCGAUGCUAACUUUUGUAAAAAGUUUAAGUUAUGGCAUGGAGCAUCAAAGACGGUGGCGGAGAAGACAGCCUGGGCAUUGGCAAUGGACAGAGGGGUGAACAUGGUGUCCAUAAAUGGAGGGCUGUUGAUGAGUCCGGAUCUGAGCAUUAAAGACCCCUACCUGUUGGGGGCUGCCGAAAUGUAUAGAGAUGGUGUGCUUGUGACGGUAGACCUCAAAUUCUUGGUGGACGCUCACAUUUGUGUGUUCGAGGACCCCUCUUCCUAUGGUCGAUACCUAUGCUUUAAUCGCACCAUCAAUUCCACCAAAGACGUCCUCAAGCUGGCAACAAGCCUCUUGCCAUCCUCGUCAUCACCCCACUCACACCCACAAAUGAGCAGCAGCAUGGAAAGCGAUAACAGAGUUUACCAGCAAAGAAUCAGCAAUGAUAAGUUGAGCAAGCUUAUGGUACAUUUUCAGAGUGGAGUCCAAGUGGAGUGGGAAGCAGAGUCUCCACCUCCGCAAGUGCUGCUCAACCAUUGAUUGUGUCCUGUCCCACAUGAUGCACUCCACAUGCAAUGCAUCUUGACUGGAAACGAAUACUCCCCACUCCCUCUUCUUUUAGUAGAGAAAUAUGUGGAUGUAAUAUGCCAUGCCUCAUUCUUUGAACCAAGCAAUUAGUGUAGAAUAAUUUAUGCCUUAGGAUUAUUCUUUACAAUGAACUCAACCCACACUGCUCCAACCCUGAGCCCGAGGGGAUGUAUUUUGUUGUUCUAAACUACAUUACAUUCUUUAAUGUGC